AUGAUAGUAAGAGGUAGAUGUUUGAGUCGACUGAUAUCAAAACUAGUAUCAUUGUCUAGUAGACCUGUUGGUAUUAUUCUGGCUAAAUCUUUUGUCACAACCACAAAUCUACUUCAAAACUCUAAGAAUGAUUCAACAGAAGCAUCUAUUCCAUGGUACAUGAGGGAAGAAAACAGUUCUCCCGUUGAAGUUUUAAAUGAUGUUGAAGUACCCGAAUUACCCGACAACUCACCUCAGAGCUUGCAAGAGUUUGUUAAUUUACUAACAUCUGAGUACGGUUUAACAGAUCUUGAGAUUUUUGAUUUGUCGCAGCUACCAGAGGAUCAUCCGAAAAGCUUGGAAGAGCAAAACGAUGAAAAUUAUGUUAUUCUUGCUACUGGGAAAUCUGAAAAGCAUAUUUACAAAGCAGCUUAUGAAUUGAGGCUAUAUAUUAAACAUACUUAUGAGCAUUUGCCCAUCAUCGAAGGAAUGUCUUCAAACUCCAUUAGCAAAGUAACGAGACGAAGAUUGGCUAAAAGAGUGAGAAGAGGUCCACCAGCAACUGCAAGCACAUUUGGAAUUGGUGCUAAUACCUGGGUAAGUUGUGGCACUGGGAUUGAUGGGAUUGUAAUACAUUUGCUAAGUCGCGAAAGAAGGAAAUCAUUGAAUUUGGAACAACUUUAUUCCGAUGAACACGAAAACGAGGAAUCCUAUUCGUCUCCAGAUAUCGACCAAGAUCGACUUUUUUUUGGCGACAGAAGAGGGUUCCAUACUUCUUGCCGCAAGUUGAAUUCAAAUGUUUUAAGCAAGAUUUAUGAUAGUUACGUACUUAAUGGAAACUUUGACACCUCACAAAAGUUCAAAGCACAGUUUGAUCUAAGCUUUAAAGGUAGCUCAAUCGAAGAGUAUAACAAGAAAUUUGACUUAUACAGGGCAAUCAACUUGGUAAAUGCCAAUGUGGUUAAUGUAAACGAAAUAGAGCAGAUAAUCUGGGAUAAAUAUUCUUCAUUGGACUUAGCCUCACAACUGGGGAUUGAUUGGAAUACAGAAAUCAUUCAUGACACCAUUAAGUAUAUGGAAUAUUUGGUAGACUUGAAAACCAGACAUUCACCAAAAGAAAAAUUACAUAAAUUGUCAAACUUUAUCUCCAAUAUAAUGUGUUUUUCUGGCGAUAGUAUUGAUUUGUUCACAAUAGACAAGUUUGGGGCCCUCUUGUGGAGGCUCACAUGGGUGUCCAAAGAUAACAACGCCUUGGAUUCGGCCAAUCUCAAUGACAUAAUUAAAAGAAGAGGUGAUUCUGAACCUAGUACAAACACAAUACUGUUUGAUAAUGAACUAGGAAGAAAUGUCCGAGAACUAUUGAGACAAAAUAAAUAUUCGAGUAACAAGGAAACUUUCCCACUUUGGUUAAGAGAACAAAUGAUGUAUACAUUUGGUCAAGCUGGACUUUGGGAUAGGUUUUGGAGAGAUUGGCAUUCUAUUCUACAGUCAUUAAACAAGACUAAUGAGAGGAUUUACUUUUGGGUCAUUACAGUACUAUUUCUUUCCAAAGUUGAUAACAGAGAUGCAUUAAGACACUUGCUUACAAAGUAUUGGAGCAAUCCUUCUGGUGUUUCCUUUGUUGCCGACUAUACCAAAAACAACAAUCAAUUCAAUUCAGAUAAUGAAAGAAUGGCCCUCAAAAAUGUUUUAGGGCAUAUUGGUGAAAAGUAUAAUACAUCUCCAUGGGCACGUGAAGCUGCCCAGUUUGCUGAUAGCUUGUAA
Candida dubliniensis CD36 is the source of this 1743-nucleotide messenger RNA. RefSeq lists its product as uncharacterized. The record is from RefSeq and is a predicted model, not a curated record. Bases 1 to 1743 code for a protein of 580 amino acids. The transcript has a single exon. Gene Ontology annotation, biological process: mRNA stabilization; mitochondrial gene expression; mitochondrial proton-transporting ATP synthase complex assembly. Lineage: Eukaryota; Fungi; Ascomycota; Pichiomycetes; Serinales; Debaryomycetaceae. Gene Ontology annotation, cellular component: mitochondrion.